ACAAACGAAAUAGAGUUAAAAAAAUUUUUUUACGAAAAACAUUCAUUCGCUGUAUUUUUGGUUUAGUCUCUGAAGCUCUUCUGGAGCUACAUAAACUAAUUACAUGCAUAGAUAUACCUUAUCUUAUUGUAAGUACAAAGUUUUAGAGCAAUCUAGCUAGUCGUUUUAAAAUGAGAGCGUAACUACGUUUGUAUGGAGAAACGAGCUUGCUUGUUUCUUAAUUGAAAAACAAAAAGACUACUAAUUAAAACUGUCUAGGUCCUCGUUAAUCGGUCGGUAGUACUAGAAGUAAUAAUACUACUGUUUACAAAAAAAGACCUGUGGUAGUAGUAAAGUACGUACUAACUAGGUAGGUAUUGGUACAGACAGCACUAGAAUAGUAGUAGCUAAGCGGGUUUAUGCUCUCUUUUUUAUUCCGAUGCCCAAAACACAAGUUUAGAUCAUUUUGAUACCUCACCCACUUAUCUUAGCACUUUAGCAGGCUGACUAUACCUAUACGAUUUUGCUGAAUUUUUGUAGAUGUACGUCAUACAGCGCCAUCUAUAUUGCACUAGAAAAAUUAAAUUCCGUCGGUAAAGCAGUGCACAAUUGGCAAGUGGCGCUUGCUCUGCUUUACCGACUGAGUAAUGACGAGCUGUCAUGGCGAACCGUGGUGUACGUUUUCGUGCACGAUAAAACAAAAAUAAUGAUUCCUAUUAGGAAUAUGUUAAAUAAGUGCUUGAAGAACUGCUGUGGUUACUCUAAAGUAUCAUGAUUAACGUGUGCAAGUUAUAAUUAGACUUAAGUUAGUGAAAAUGGACAAGAAAAAUGCGAUUCGGAGAGCCAAAAGGCCUUCUAAGGUUCUUGAAGAAAACUAUUGGGACUGCAGCGUUUGCACGUACAGGAACAAUGCAGAAGCCUUCAAGUGCUCGAUGUGUGACGUCAGGAAAGGCACAUCGACCCGAAAGCCGCGUAUCAAUCCGGCGCUGGUGGCGGCGCAGGCGGCCGGCACCGCCCCCACCAGCUCACAGAAGAGACCUCGCUCCGCCAACUCGCUCAAAAAGAAGCGGCGACCCCCUCGCCUCAGCAACGUCGACCGCAGCUCCGCUCAGACCAGAGAGGUAACAGUAAGCGGCGUAACUGUGGUGAUCACAGAAUACAAGCCCAAGAAAUCAGUCUCUAGUAGCUCCAGCGACGUGGAAUCCUCCAACGACGCGCGUCCGUGAUGUUAAGGUCACUUCCACAAGGUUUGGCUGCUGUUAGGUACUUAAAUAGUUCUCGGUGGAAAAUCUCAUACCAUACCUGAAGGCUUUUUGUACUACAUGUAGUACAAAUUCGUAGCUCUCAUGAAGAAUGCUUUUAAAAACUUGUACCUACUUAUAUUUCAGAGGUCAUGGUCACUGUCCUGUUAAGGGAAGUUCGAAAUACAAAUAUGAAACGGGUUUUUGUGUUCACUUGUUUAAAUAAAUAUAUUUUUUAUUGUCCAAAACGUAGAUGGUACAUAUGCAGUUGGAGCCCUGGAGACUGCGUUAGUUUACACUGUGUUGGAGCCCAAAAAAAAACAACUUUCGCUUUCCGAGUUUAUUAAUUUUGAAUGACAAUAAUUUUUUGUGCGUAACUCCUAUUAAUACUAAUUUAUGAGCAUUACGUGUACGUUUGUCAUGACAUGUACUAUAAUAUGUCAUAUUUUUUUAUGAUAAUAAUUUCAAGAAUCGAAACGGAAAAGCAUCACGGUCUCCGAAAAAGAAUACACGUAAAUGAAAAAUUGUGUACACUAGUUACUUACAUUUCUCUUGUAAUCCUCCGAGGCCCUAUGAGUCAUGAUUCAACACGCUGAACGAAGAAUUCCAUACACAUAGACUAUGUCUAAGUAUCCCCCGACGUAUUUCCAGUUCGCUGUUCCGCAGGAAAUAUUGCAAGAUUAAUAGACUCUCAGCUUUUAUACCCGUCGUCAGUGUUAUUUAAAUAAUACAAAAUAGAGGUUUUAUACGCAACUGCGCCUUCAGAUCUUUUAUUGUGAGUACGAAGUUUUUAAAGAUGACGAUUUUUAGUUUUCCAUAUUAUGUACUUUAUAAAGUACAUUUAGUAAAUUAGAUCGAACAAAUUGAAAAUUUGCACAAAGUUGCUGAGGCUUUCAAAUUAUCUUUACGUAGGACGUAAACCGUAAAUUAUCACUAAAAAUCUAAACAUAACUAUUAUUUUUCUAGUAAUAUUUUCAUAGUGUUUCACUUAAGUGGCGAAUCGGUGUUUUUAUAAAAAUGUUUGUACACAUUAGUAUAUUAGCUUACUCAAACGCCGUUAACUUUCUUAUUAGGUACGUUACAUUUUUUUAAAUGAUACACUAUGUGGAUAUCUUUUGUUUUAUGAAAUAUAAUAAAUAUACAUAUUAUUGUGAGAAAAAUCUCAAUUGUUUUUUUAAUAAUUGAAAACUUUGUAACAAAAUACGUUUGAGUUAGCUAUACUAAAUGGGAGCAAACUAUUGUAGAAAUGCUCAAAUGAAUUUAUAGAAUGUAUUUAAGAAUCGCGACGUGGGAAGUGUAUAUAUUGGAAGACCAGCUGGUCACUGCCAAAAUGUAAAAUGCUUGUAUAUAAUCGAUUUGGACUAAUUGGAGUCACUGACGAGAAGUGGCGCUGAACUAGGUAGGCUGUCAGUGUCAAUUUAUCUGUCAAAUAUUUUAACAAUACUACGUAAGUGGAAUUGUACUUCAUAAGGGAUAAAAAAGCAAAAACCCAAACGAUCAUUAAAAUGCUGUAAAUAAUCGAUUAUCGGCAAAUACUUGUGCAUAAUGUAUAUUCUUUUUGCAUUUGCAAUUGAAUUGACAGUUAAAUUUAUUGCUGCUUGUCUUUUUUCGUAAUUCAACCAUAAUAGGGCGAUCAUUCAUUAAAUAUGACUGAGAAAGUAGUUGCUUGUAUAAUACACUCAAUGGGGUUGGCAACUGUCAAAGGUUUGCAUAGAUGGCGCCAUCAUAGCUUGCCCCUGUCUCUAGUUUUGUUCUAUGAGAUUUGGCUUAAAGUACUGGAAUCCAGGUCAAAAAAUUCCAACAAAAAAAACAAGAAUUUGACACAAUUCUAGGGAUUGACAGGGCAAGCUAUGAUGGCGCCAUCUGUUUAAUACUUCGACCGGCCAACCCCAUUGAACUGACAAUUUUGACCGAUCAUUUUGGAAAAAAUACACGAAGCAAAUUGACGGUUAAUGCCGAUAAAAAAGGUUAUAUUUCCUAUGGUAUUUUUCGUGAAAUCUAUGUAUUUAAUGCUGAUCUCUUUUUUUCUUUGAGCAUUUAACCGACUGGAGACGCCUUGUCUGUAAUUUUCUGGACAAAACAUGCUGAUUUUUGCGGGGGAGGGGUACGUCAAAUGUAUGGCUAUUUGUAUGUACAAUAAGUAUGACCAUUGGCCAUGGUUUUCGACAGAGGGGUAAGCUCUUGAAGGCGACACCGGUUGGAUAAAUGCUCUAAGCUUUUUUUAUUACUGGAAGGUUUUUAUGUACAAUAACUAUGACCUGAGUAUGACCAUUGGCCAAGGUUUUCGACAGAGGGGUAAGCUCUUGAAGGCGACUCCGGUUGGUUAAAUGCUCUAAGCUUUUUUUUAUUACUGGAAGGUUUUUGUCUAAAAUGUAUGAAUUCUUUGAGUAAUUUCUAACGUUAUGUAUCUUUUUUUAACUAAUUGGUUACUCAUGUAUUCAUGUACAUGUAAAAUCACAUUGUACCUACAUUUAUUUUCACAAGAUGAGACGUGUAUUUGGAAUAUGUAUAAGCUUAUUAAAAAUCAAUUGCUUUAACUACAAUUAUUUUAAAUUAUUGUCAUUAAAAUACGCACAAUUGAAUUAAACUGUUGAUACAUGUUAUCACAAAAUUAAUUAAUUGAUAUUAAAUUAAUGAAAAUGUAAUUAAUAUUUUUUAAACGUAUAAUGCAUCACUUGACAAUUUCUACAUUAUUUAUGUAAUAUUUUCAAUUUGCAUAUUUAUUAUUGGUCUAUAAAUAGAAAAAAACUAUCAUUUUAUAGGUAGAGCAGCAAUGCCAAUGCCUAUUUUUAUUUACUUGACUGUCGCAGAGGACAUUUAUGUAUUUUUUUUACAUAAUAUAAUAGAUAACAUUUAUGUUUUUCUGUUAAUACGAGUAUUGUAACCUUUUUAAAGACCAGUAAACAGUAACAAGACGUUUUAGGUAUAUAUGUUUUGCCAUUGCUCUGAUGCCUUGAUUUUUAAAUAAAAAACAGAACUGAAUGUGUUUUAAGCAUUAUGCCGAUCAAAAAAUCUAGGCAAAUAGAUUCUAUAAGACCACAUGUAUAGUGUAUAGCAAUUAGAUGCAGUUUCGUAUGUAAUAGGUACUUUGUUUUGUCUUGUUUUGUGAUAAUAUGCUGUUUUUCAUUAUUCCAUAUUAUAUUUAUAUUUAAUGCAUAGCUAAAUAAGUUACCAAAAAUCUGUCGGCCCUUUUCUGUGUUCCUUGCGUUUUUUUAAGUAUUUAUUUUAGCUGUAAGUCUUAUAAUUUCCCUUAGCUUUAGUUCGUUAUGUAUUUUAUGAACUUUGUAGUAAUUAGGUAGGUACCCAAUGGUCAGAAUUAACGUAUUUUCUAUGAACCUAACGAUCUUGUUUUCAUGUAGAAUUACCAAUUAAAUAUAAUGGUAUAAAUGGAAUUUGACAUCAAUAAUUUGCGAUACAAUUUUAUUUUUAACUCGAAGAAUAAUAUAAUUUGUUUACAACCGAAGAUUUUAUUUGUCAUUUACUUAGGGCCUGUUUCACAAUGUCCAAGUAAAGUCCUGAAUAAGCUACUUUGCCACUUAUCUGACGAAUAAAGUCAUCGUUGGCGUUUCACUAUCUUCAAAUAAGCUUAACUGCUAGAUAAAGUGCUAAGUUUUGCAGGAAUAAUUAUCUGGUAGUUAAUUUAUUUGUUAAUUAGCUAUCUAGUACUUUACUUGGACAAUGUGAAACAGACCCUUAAUGGAUUAACCUUACGGAGGUAAUAUUUUGUUAAGUAAUUGGUUUCCUUUGCGCUCACACCCACACCCAAUCCAGGGAUACACGAAGAAUUUUAGGACAAUCUUUUGUUUCAUUUUCAAUCUUUUAUGACCGAAGUCGAUACAAAUCCUUCAAGGCAUAGAUCAGUAAUUGCUACGCCAAUUGUUGCUUUAUGGUUUAGGAGAAUAUAAUACCGAACUACGUGUUUCGUACAUUCUCAGACACAGAUCAUAUUAUAGCCAGUAAUUAAUCGUAAUUAAUAAUUGUUUGUACCUAUUAAUUUAUGAGCAUUUUAUUUAUUAUCGUAAACCUAACCACAUUUAGGCUAUAUACUAACCACAGUUUCUGCAAUCACAUUUAUUUUAUAUUAAUGCUCUACUUGUAGGACUAUACAAAAAUCACUAAAACCAGAAGUAUAAAUAAAACUAGUCUGGUUUUUUGUAUUUUUAUAUAACUGAAAACACACAAUAUUUUUUAUUAAUCGUUCAGCGAAAUACGUUGCAUGCAAAUUGAACCUGUUAAGCGAUUUAUGAAUUUCGAGCGCUCGAAAGUGGAAAGCGGCAAAAUGCUAUUUCUGGAAUACGAGUGAUAGAAAUUGGGAAUCUAGUGGUAUUGACUCGAUUUCAAUUCUAUUUGUAGAAUUUAAUCGAGCGAUCGAAAUUCAAGGAUCGGCCUCCUGUACUGUAACAACUUACUUACAGACUUAUGGUGUUUUAUUUUUUGUAACGUAUUUUGUUGAUGAUGCUUAUGGCCAAUCCAAUCUACUAGGGAUUUGGCAAGAAUUAUUUCGUUACAGUAUUUAACGGGGUGCGUAGCCAACUGUCAAUCGUUAACGCUCCGUAUCGAACGACACGCAAUUGUCACUGUCGCAUUAAUAUCGAAGAGUGAUAGAGAGAUAUGACUACGCUACGCUACGGAGCGUUAAGAGGCCGUUAUCGAUUUUAGUCGCAAAAAUGUCAAAUUGUUAGAUUUAGCGCAUGAAAUUGUACACCUUUUGUUAACUAUUAGAAAUAACAAGUACUGGUUUCUAUUAGCAUGUCUUGUUAUCUUUCAUUUUAAUAAAUCAUAUUUUUGAAAACAGACUCACUUAAUUUUUAUAUUAAAGGAAACAUACAGCAUAUAAUAAAACAAAAUGGAAAAACUAAUCUAAAUUAAUUGGUUAUGAUUUUUUUUCUGAUGGACGUUUAGGUAAACGCGCGUAAAGCAGUGAUUUUGUCGAUCUUAUUUGUAAAUUUCGUAAAGUUUGUACUGCUAAAACAAAUAUCCUGUACUUCAACUUUAAUAAACUACAUUUUUGUUAUUAUAAAUUUGAAGUAGUGUAAAUGAAAGUUAAACGAAAUCAAUUUUCUACAGAAAUUACUUCAAAACAAGUGACAAUUUCUCUGAAAGUUGACUUAAUUUCAACGUAAUUUUGAUAUUUAAACAAUCUACAACAUCUGCUGAAACUGUUCUUAUACAUCAUUUUGUAUAAUUUAAUACCAUAAUUUUUUGAUGAAUUUUUAAAAACUGUCCCUUCUCGUCACCUAUUACCGGGGACGCACGCUUGCGACCCCAUUAUUAAAAGACAAGAUAAAAAACGUGCUAAUAGAAACCAAUACUUGUUAUUUACAUAUUACGUAACAAAAGUUGUACAAUUUCAACGACUAAAUCUAUCAAGUUUAAAUUUUUGCUCUAAAAUUGUUACCGGGCUCUUAACGAUUGGCAAGUGGCUAAGCGUAAGCACCCAGUGCAUUUUAUCAACUUUAAAUAUUCAAUUUAAUCAGAAAAAAAGUGCUAGUGUUCAAAUUGUCAAAUCCAUAGUUGAGUGGUUUUCAGUUGUCUUGUCUGUUCCCGAAAGUAAGAUUAUUGGUGAUACAUUUAUACCCACAACUGUGCAAAAACUACGCCGGGACUUAUUUUGGGAAUUUGGGCGAUGUAAAUCACAAGUAGAAAUUAGGCUCCGGUAUUUUUUCUUUCGGGUACAGAGCAAAAAAAAGUUCUUUUGUCUGUAUGUGACCCAUUGGUAUUGGAAAAUGAGCUUUGUCUAUGGUUUGUAUUCGCUACAGAUAACAUAUUUUUGUACGAAUAGCGUAGUGGCUCCGGUUUCGAUACAGUUAACCUAAUUGUAUGUAAUGUUAAUUAUUUCUAAGUAUGUAUCGAUGUACGGUCCUGUAUAUAAAGAUGUGGAAUUUA
This is a messenger RNA of Cydia pomonella (codling moth), 7106 nucleotides long. RefSeq names its product YY1-associated factor 2 (gene RYBP). Gene Ontology annotation, molecular function: transcription coregulator activity; DNA binding. The transcript is spliced from 3 exons. Lineage: Eukaryota; Metazoa; Arthropoda; Insecta; Lepidoptera; Tortricidae. The coding region runs from base 795 to 1205 and encodes 136 amino acids. Gene Ontology annotation, cellular component: nucleus. Gene Ontology annotation, biological process: positive regulation of DNA-templated transcription. The record is from RefSeq and is a predicted model, not a curated record.